Messenger RNA from Dinoponera quadriceps, 1426 nucleotides. Its product is annotated as hemicentin-1-like. The record is from RefSeq and is a predicted model, not a curated record. Gene Ontology annotation, biological process: synapse organization. Lineage: Eukaryota; Metazoa; Arthropoda; Insecta; Hymenoptera; Formicidae. The transcript has 7 exons. Gene Ontology annotation, cellular component: neuron projection membrane. Bases 209 to 1207 code for a protein of 332 amino acids.
GCUCUCGCAAAUUUCGCUUCUCGUCUCACCAUCGUAAAAAACACUUGACACGGGCUCGUGACAAGCAGUAACCGACAGAUUUAUAACGAACACGGAGAACACGGGGCCCUUCUUUGCGAAUCGCGCGCGGCCGCACCGCAACCUCGUCGACGAUCGCCUGGACUGCAUUCGUAAAAACUACGGGGGAUGCGAGACACGGUGACGGGCGAUGACGGGACAAGCGUGGGGGUCGAGGUUCCUCCUCGUUCUGGCGACGAUCACGAUCGUCAUCGCCAAUUAUCAGCGGCAUCGCGACAGGUCCCACCUGCGCGAACAGCUUGUUAACGGCCGCAAAAUCACCAGGAAUAUCAGUCAACUGCAAGAGGAGAUAACCGCCAAUCUGCCUCCUUUGCGAGUCCCGCGUUUGCGGCACCACCGUGUCACAGAUUGGAACCCGUACUUCGAGAAUGCAGACGGCCAGGGUAUCAACGGCUCGCAGAACGUGCAGUUGCAUCUCGGCGCGACAGCUCUCCUCGACUGUCGCGUGGCCAUGCUUUCCGGCAAGAAGGUCAUGUGGCUACGACGCAACGCCGACUGGGCAUCUCUCCUGACUCUCGAUAAUACCACUCACAUAUCGGACUCGAGGUACAGCGUGAGAUUUCAGUAUCCGAACAACUGGAGAUUGGCCAUCUCCAGCGUGCGGAGAGAGGAUCACGGGGUGUACGUCUGCCAGGUGAACACACACCCGCCGCGGAUGCUGGUCACGAACGUCACCGUUCUGGCGCCGGAUAUUAGAAUCGUCGACGAGGCCAGACAUGAGCUGCGGGACCGAUACUACAAGACCGGAAGCGGUAUCGAGCUAUCGUGCGUCGUCCGACCAUCCUGUCCCGACUCGAGGGUACCGUAUCCUGUCUGGCGGAAAAAUGGUGAGAUGUUGCCGGAUCACGUCAACGUUUAUCAAGUUAAUGGGUCGAACGAGGACGUGAUAACAAAGCUGCACAUCGAACGAGCGAAAAAGACUGACAGCGGGGAAUAUACGUGCUCAGUGAGCCAAUUCAGCACGACCGCGGUGCACAUUCACGUCCUAAAUGGUGAAAAACAAGCCGCAGUUCAUCACGAUCAGUGGAACGCGGCGCGCGCUGCCAAUCAUCACGCGGGUUUCGCCGAGUUCUACGCGGUGUCCGUCAAUUUCCUCCUUCACAUGUGGCGAAGUUAUUACUCCCUGUGAAAACUUAUUUUUCAUCGUCGCGCUCGUGCGUUCAUGUAUCGCACGCGAGAGUAUCACGUCAACGUCGAUCCGAUAUUACCGUUAUCGAUAUCCGCGCGAUAACGUACUUCAAAGCGAUUCGCCGAUUAUCAUACAAGAUAACAAUUUUCGAUUCAUUCGUCCUUCAUUCAUAAACGACGUCACUAUGAACCAUACGAAACACUGUGAGCACUGAAUGAA